Molecule: messenger RNA, 1337 nt
Organism: Papaver somniferum (opium poppy)
Lineage: Eukaryota; Viridiplantae; Streptophyta; Magnoliopsida; Ranunculales; Papaveraceae
Exons: 2
Coding region: 34-1119 (361 amino acids)
Cellular component (GO): nucleus
Source: RefSeq, a predicted model, not a curated record
UUCACAUAAUCCUCUCACCUCUCUCGCUCGAUAAUGGAGUCUCUUCUGGCAGCCUAUUCUUCUUCUUCAGACGACGAAGAACAACCACCCCGCCACCAACAACGAAAUUCCUCAUCCUACACAUCACAAUCUCAAAACCUAACAAGACCCACAUCUUCAAAUCUCUCAGAACCCCCAAAAACUUCAUCCUUAUUCUCAUCUCUACCAAAACCCAAAUCCUCAUCGAUCUCUUCUCUUCCACCACCUAAAAACUCAUCAAAAAUCCCUCAAAAACCCAAAAAAGUUGUUCAAGUUAAACUCCCAUUAAACCCAUCUUUACCUUUAGAUGAUGAUUCUGAUGAUGAAGAGAAAAAACCUAAAAAGAAACCAGAAACUGAAACUACUUCUUCUUUGCAAUCAUUCUUUUCUAGUCUUCCUGCUCCUAAAAAUUCUCUAGGGUUGGGUUCUGGUCAGUCUUUAGGUGGUGCUAGUGGUAGAAGAUCGACUAUUGAUACAAGUGUAGGUCAAUCUGAAUCAGUUUCGAAGGUUGAGAAGAACGAAAUUAGGGCUGAACAGAAUGAGAUCAGGGGGUUUGAACAGAACUAUGGGGAGGUGAAUUUGGUUAAUGGGGCAUCCAACUUAGUAUCCGGGGAUGAUUCUAGUUCGAAUUGGUAUCAGAAUAAUGAGGGUUAUGAAAAUUAUCAGAGUUAUGGUAAUUAUGAGGGAAAUUAUGUGGGGAACAAUGUGAAUUCUGAAAGUAGUUAUGGGCAUUAUGAUGAAGCAGCUACAAUGGCGCCAAUGCCAAUGCCAGUUGCUCCGGGGCAAGAGAUACCGGAUGUUUUUAGAAAUAUGGGACGGGGGAAGAGAGGGAGGAAUGAGAUGCCUGAGAUAAUUGAGGUGAAGCAGGAUGAUUUAACGAAGAAUAGACCGAGGGAGGAACAAACUAAAACCACUGGGAUCGCUUUUGGACCAGCUUAUCAGACUGUUUCAAGUAAGGGGAAGCCUUCUAAGCUGCACAAGAGGAAACAUCAGAUUGGGGCAUUAUACUUUGACAUGAAACAGAAUGAGAUGGCCCUCUCAGAGCGACGUUCAAAGGGUUUUCUUACAAAAGCAGAAACACAGGCCAAAUAUGGUUGGUGAGUUUAGAAUUGUGAUGAUAAUCCCCACUGUAAUGCUUUUAAAUUACUAGGAGAAAAAGAAAAAAAAAUUCAACCUUCACUUUUAUUGCCUGUAACUGCUUUGUUAGAAAAAAAAAUAGUUCUUGCUUGUAAUAGCUUACAGUUUAUAAGAGAUUGAUGUUUUUGUAACCCAUGCUCUCAGUCUUCACCAUAUAAUGGAAUGGAGCUCUUAUAUUUGAA